Cornus florida is the source of this 1044-nucleotide messenger RNA. Its product is annotated as large ribosomal subunit protein eL20z-like. Bases 322 to 747 code for a protein of 141 amino acids. The transcript is spliced from 6 exons. The record is from RefSeq and is a predicted model, not a curated record. Lineage: Eukaryota; Viridiplantae; Streptophyta; Magnoliopsida; Cornales; Cornaceae.
AUUAGAAAUCAUAUUUAUCUCUUGAGAGGACGAGCGAGUGAGCGACAGAGAGGGAGGGUCAAUUUUGCUCUCUUUCAGUAGUUUAAUACUGAAUGCCGAGAAUGUGCUUUGCUUGUCAUAUACUGUAAAUUAACUUCUACUUCCAGAGACCCGUCUUUUGUUCUACCCUCUCUCCGUUUCUCUCUGUAAAGCGUCUGAUCUUUAUCAAAGAAUAACCAAUUCGAAGUUCUAAUUGCGAGCUAUCACUUCUCCAAGGGAUUUUGGUGGGUGACAACCGAAUUGAGGACCUCAAAUCUAUUCCAUACAUCAGCUCCAGUACGCAUGGAUCAGAAUGCUAAUAUUGAGGAGGGAAAGGGUUUGAGAAAUGCCCUUGAAUUGGUGAAAUCAGCUUCCGAUAAGCAUCUUGAUCUCUUGAGGCCAUCCGCUCGAUAUUUUUCAAUGUUUAAAGGGCAAGCAACAGACACUGCAGACCGUGAAAAAGGCAAGUAUACUCUCAUCAGAGAUCCAGAGGACUUCCAAGUGGGGAUCUAUGACAAACCCCUGCCAUGUUUUGGCUGUGGAAUAGGAUGGUUUUCUUUUCUGUUAGGAUUUGUGUUCCCACUGAUGUGGUACUAUGCCACAAUUCUAUAUUUUGGCAACUAUUACCACAAGGAUCCUAGGGAACGAGCAGGCCUUGCGGCUUCUGCAAUUUGUGCAAUGGUGUGUUCUGUUGUGUUGUUGAUCAUAAUUUUGGUUCUUCUAUUCUAGCUCCGAUCAGCCAAUUCGGAGGACUUCUUUGGACUUUACAAACAUCCAAAAAGAGAUGUUGGAUGGGAAGUACCAUGUAUUUGUGUAGAUAUGAAAUUUAACAGCAAAAUCGAAGAAAAAAAUAGUUCUCCCUAUGGUCUGCCAAUCCAAGAUAAGAGUCUAUCUGUGAGGAAAAACCAAACUAUCCCAACGUAUGGAGGGAUGAGAAUUGCAGGGUUAUUUUGUUUGACACCAUAAUUGUAUACAAGGAUUUUUUUUUUGAUAACCUUAAUAUAAGCAGAGAAUUUGAGGCUUCAA